Molecule: messenger RNA, 564 nt
Organism: Castor canadensis (American beaver)
Lineage: Eukaryota; Metazoa; Chordata; Mammalia; Rodentia; Castoridae
Source: RefSeq, a predicted model, not a curated record
AUGUGUGUGACUGCGCAGCGUCUGCAGUGUGACUGCAGCCAGGAAGGUGCACCUUGGAGCAAAGCCUUUCCUCACUUGGUCGUGUCACAUCUAGUGGCGUCCUCGUGGCCAGCACACGUCAGUGGCACAGCGCAGAUCAUUGUCUUGCGGAUGCCGGAGGCGCCUCCUUGGAACUGUCAAGGGGAAGGUGUUCCCAAGUUGCAGUCACACCUCACCCAACAUGAGAGAAUUCACACAAGGCAGAAGACCUGUAAGUGUAGCCAGUGUGGAAAAACCUUUGGCUUGAAGGCAUGCCUCACUAUGCAUGAGAUAACUCACACUGGGGAGAAGUCCUAUAAGUGUAGUCAGUGUGGUAAAACCUUUGGCCAGAAGUUACACCUCACUGUUCAGGAGAUAAUUCACACUGGGGAGAAGCCCUAUCAGUGUAGUCACUGUGGAAAAUCCUUUAGCCAGAAGUCAGGACUCACUAUACAUGGGAUGAGUCACACUAGGAAGAAGCAAUAUCAGUGUAAUCAGUGUGGAAAACCUUUGGCCAGAAGUCGCACCUCUCUGACCAUGAGAUAA